CCCCCGGGCACUAACAUUUUGAUUUCUGCUACGAAUCUUGCUGCUUCCUUGAGGCUGCAGCUGUUUGCCCCCCUUCGCAAGUGCCCUGCAGAGUAGUGGCCGAGUUGAGUCCCCUGGCACCCUGGAGCGCCCACCGCUCGCUUGGGAUUGUGGUUUUGCUCCGAGGAGCCGCGCACGACCCUAGGAGAUGCCCCGGCACGCGCUCUGCAUCUUCCUCCUGGCGAUUCUGAAGGCGAGAGGGGAGCUGCCUUUCAUCGCAGAGAACAAUGCCGCGAUGAUGGUGAACUGGAAUGCUGUGGAAGAAAACAAAAAACUCUAUGCAAUUUAUGACACAAGUGUGAGCGAUCAUGGGAACAUGUCCUUCGUGAAAGAAACGGUGGAUAAAUUGCUGAAAGGCUACGACAUUCGCCUCAGACCGGAUUUUGGAGGCCCCCCAGUGAACGUCGGGAUGAACAUAGACAUUGCCAGCAUCGACAUGGUGUCAGAAGUCAACAUGGACUACACACUAACUAUGUAUUUUCAACAAUACUGGAGAGAUAAAAGACUAGCCUAUGCUGGGAUUCCUCUCAACCUUACACUUGAUAACCGAGUAGCGGAUCAACUGUGGGUGCCUGAUACUUACUUCCUAAACGACAAGAAAUCAUUCGUGCACGGUGUUACUGUUAAGAAUCGAAUGAUUCGCCUUCAUCCAGAUGGUACAGUGUUGUAUGGCCUCAGAAUUACAACCACUGCAGCUUGCAUGAUGGACUUGCGAAGAUACCCAUUAGAUGAGCAGAAUUGUACACUGGAAAUAGAAAGCUAUGGAUACACAACAGAUGACAUAGAAUUUUACUGGCGAGGUGGGAAUAAUGCAGUCUCUGGAGUGGAAAGAAUUGAACUUCCUCAGUUCUCUAUUGUGGAACACAAACUUGUGUCCAGGAAUGUUGUCUUUGCCACAGGUGCCUAUCCAAGACUGUCACUGAGCUUUAAGCUGAAGAGGAAUAUUGGAUACUUUAUUCUUCAGACCUACAUGCCCUCGAUACUGAUUACCAUUUUAUCGUGGGUGUCCUUCUGGAUCAAUUAUGAUGCAUCUGCAGCAAGAGUUGCUCUCGGUAUUACAACUGUGCUUACUAUGACAACGAUCAACACUCAUCUCAGAGAGACUUUGCCUAAGAUUCCCUAUGUCAAAGCCAUUGACAUGUAUCUCAUGGGCUGCUUUGUAUUUGUCUUCUUGGCCUUACUUGAAUAUGCUUUCGUCAACUACAUCUUCUUUGGAAAAGGCCCUCAAAGGCAGAAGAAACUUGCAGAAAAGACGGCCAAAGCAAACAACGAUCGCUCUAAGUUCGAAAGCAACCGGGUGGACAUGCAUGGGAAUAUUCUGCUAACAUCCCUCGAAAUUCACAACGAAGUUGCAAGCAAUGAGGUCACCACAAGCGUCACCGAUCCUCAGAAUUCAACAAUAUCCUUUGACAGCUCAGGUAUCCAGUACAGAAAACAGAGUUCGCAUCGAGAAAACCUUGGAAGGCGUACAUUGGACAGAACUGGCGCCCACACAAAGAAGAGUCAUUUACGGAGAAGGUCUUCACAGCUAAAGAUAAAAAUUCCUGACCUAACGGAUGUGAACGCCAUAGAUAGAUGGUCAAGAAUGGUGUUUCCUUUCACUUUUUCUCUUUUCAACUUAAUCUACUGGCUAUACUAUGUCAACUAAAUUGACUUUACUUCUUCUUCUUUUUUUUUAAAAAAAGACUUCAACAAGUUAAAUAUUAAUUUGCCUGUUAUUUUGUAUGUGUACAUAAGAAACUUUUACACUAUAUAUAUAUAUAAAUAUAAAAUAUAUAUAAAUAUAUUUAAAAUCCUGUUUAUGUGUGUACAUAUAUUGUGAAAGAAUGUGUAUUAUACCCAUUGUGCAUACACAUAUGUACUAUAUAUAUACACACACACUCUGUACUUUCGGAAGAUAACGGACAGUUUAGCAGAAUGCGCAUUAAGUGAUUUUUUAAAAAUAAAAUAAAAAGUAUGGAGAGGCAAGUGCUCUGAAAACUGUAGGUUUUGAUAAAUCUAAAAGUCAUUUAAGACCACCCAAAUAUUUUUCAGACCUCUGCAAUUCCAUAUUUAUCAGAAUUAUGUGAUAUUGUUUGUGGAAACUUGACUGCUCAUUAACUGGUAGAAUUAACACUGGUACACUUUUUCUAAGUUAUAUUUCCUAAUCAUUGAACCAAUGAACCUAAUCAAUAUUUUUUAAUUUUUGUUUUUGCUAAUGGUUUGUGUUUUAUAUUCUAGCAAAGAUCAGUUUCCCUAUCAAAAAUGGGCAUCAUCCUUUUAGCGAUCACUUGUUUAUUCUCAUGUAGCAAGUUAAAUCUUGAUCAAGAGAUCAGUUUGCUUCGCGUUCAUAGGAUUUACAAUCCUUAAGAAGCUAUUGAACGAUGCAAAGCAGCCUCUUCUUAUGUGAUACAGUGCAUUAUAUAAUGUUUUAAUUUAAUAUUCCAAUUACGGUAUAGGAUUAUUUUGUGAAGAUAAUCCCUACAGCAUAUUGUUACUGGAAUGUUGUUUGAAAUGCAGCUGCUGCUAACAUACUUAGGAUCUAUUCUGAUCUAUACAGGGUUAUCAAAUCUUCUCCUUUGCAGGGGUACUAUAAUCUGAGGAGAUUCUUUUUGAGGAAAAUUUUAGCACAUACAUUGCUCCAUGUUCUGCUGUACCUGCUUCCCCUUUGCAAAUCUUCUCUAUGUUACAGUGGAGCAGCCAGGCAGAACAAAUCAGUUCCACAAAAGAAUAGAUAAGGUUUUUAUAUAUAUAUAAAAAAGCUUCUCUGUGCCACAGAGCUUUUCAAAUUUCCAGAAUGCCAGGCAAUGGAGGAUAUGAUAAUCUUAGCCCAUUGUUUCUUUAAUUAUUAGUAUUCCAAUGAUAAACUAGAAGACACCUCAGGUUAAAAACGAAAAGGGAAAACCAUGCAUUUACAUUACCAAACAUUUUUAGAACAUGAUUAAUGUAAGAUAUAUUUGCAUAAUAUGCAUAUAUAUGAAUAAUUUACCCAAUUUUCUUUCUAGUGCUUGCUACUGUGACUGCAUGCUAUAUCAUACUUUUGUUUCUGUGAUGUUACAGCUUUCUCUUCUCUAGAAUUAAACCAAUAUAGCACUUCUAAUGUAUAAAUUCAAUAACAGAACAUUUUCACAUCUAUUUUGUACAUAUAUAUGUAUAUACACACUAAAACUGCUAGUAUAGCUGAUAUGCUACAUUCACAAACCAUAAAUAAUGGAGAACAAAUGUCUUGCUUCAGCAUUAAAUGCAUUCAGUCAUUUUCCUUAUGCAAAAUGUUCCACUUUUGUUUUCCUGUAGUUAGAAUGCAUUCAUAUCAGUGCUGUUAACUUAGCAUACAUGAGAUGAAUGAAUAUCUAAAGGAGUUUAGAGAAAACUGGAUGAGCAGGAAUUUGGAAGGUAAAGUUGUAGGUGCAAAUCGCCAGUUGUAUUCCCCAUUCAUUUCAUUAUGGCAACUUCCACUAGUUGGGUUGCACUGGAAACAUUUUGUAGCUUUCAUUAUAUGGAAGCAACCUCUGAUUCACCUGCCAUACUGUUAAAGGGCCACUUUCCAUGUUACAGGAAUGCUUUUUGCAUGUCACUCCCACAUAAAAUAAUAUACUAUAGAAAAGGAUAUUAUGUUGAAACUGAGCUAAAACCAGUCAUACCUGGUUUCAUUUUCACAUGUUGGAGAACACCCUAUGUGAGGGGGGAGAAAUGGUAUUUCACAUAACUGGCCUAGUGAUUUGGGGGGGGAAGUUUUACCUUGAUAUGAAAACAGAAACCUGCAGAAUUAUGUUUAGUCUCGGCUGAUAUCACACCUGCUAUUGAGACAACAUGCAGUGCUAUUUUUCUAGAAAAAGAGGUGCCGGAACUCACCGUGAAUCUUGUUCUCUUAGAAUGGCAAUGUCACCCACCUGAGAGGUGCCGGAAUUGACUUCCAGUGAGUUCUGGCUGGAAAAAAGCCCUGGAUAUAUGCCAGGAAUCCAGAGCAGCUUGCUAGAGACCAUGGCUUUCUUGGAAGAAUACGUAUUAACUAAAACCAUGCCAAAAUUAUUCUUAGUGGACUGGUUCAUUUUAUUGCCUAACAGAAGCUGCCAUUGAAAUUAUAAUAUGAGCCUUUAAAUCAAAAUAGGAAUCAAAAUUUCAGUACAGCCGUAGUGUUAAAAUAAUUAUAAUAAUAAUAAUCGGAUGUGGAGGCUUAUACUGAAGUUCAUAAACUUAUGAAAGAUGGGAAAGGUUGUCUUUUUCGUUUUUCUUUUUUUGCUAUGAAUGUAAAUAAAUAUAAUUUUGUGUGAGGGUA
Messenger RNA from Podarcis raffonei (Aeolian wall lizard), 4294 nucleotides. RefSeq names its product gamma-aminobutyric acid type A receptor subunit beta3 (gene GABRB3). Gene Ontology annotation, biological process: chemical synaptic transmission; regulation of membrane potential; signal transduction. NCBI's taxonomy places the organism in Eukaryota, Metazoa, Chordata, Lepidosauria, Squamata, Lacertidae. The record is from RefSeq and is a predicted model, not a curated record. The transcript is spliced from 10 exons. Gene Ontology annotation, cellular component: synapse; GABA-A receptor complex; neuron projection. Gene Ontology annotation, molecular function: GABA-A receptor activity; neurotransmitter receptor activity; extracellular ligand-gated monoatomic ion channel activity. The coding region runs from base 188 to 1687 and encodes 499 amino acids.